CCGGCGGGAUUGCCCCCGGGGGAGGGGAGCUCCGCUACCGAGGGCGGCGGUACUGCCCGGGGCGAUGUUUGCUUUGUCUUUUGUGCAGAGGUAUUCGCUUUAUCUUUAGCGAGGCGAAGGGUCUCUCCGGUUCUGCUCGCUUUCAAGGGCGAGGAGAUGUAGCCUCUCUUCCUCGCCUCAAACCGGCGGGACUCGGAGGACAGUUGAGGGGGUUGAGCGCCAAAUUUUUCCCUAAUCAAAUAUGGUGGAGGCGGCGGGAAGGGGCGGGAGAUGGUGCUGGCUCCGGGUGAAACGAGAGGGAAAGGUGAGCCGUUCGGACCCGUCCGGGCUCUGCCUCCCCGGCGGCGCGCCCGGCAUGGGGCGGGCAGGGCAGGGCAGAGCAGAGCGGAGCGGGCAGUGACUGGUCAGCGCUCCGCUUCGGCUGCCGGCUUCUACGCGUGUCCGGUCUUCCGUUUAUUAAACUGCAUUCGUAGUUGAGGGAAAGAAACGGUGAUUUUUUUUUUUUUCCCUCCGACUUAGUCUGAACUAUGUGUUUUCGUCGAUAGUUAUGGGUGGAGAUGUAUUUGUAGGAUGGGAAAAAAAACCCCACACUGUUAUACCUGUCACUUCGUGGUUUAUGAACAGCGAAUAUAGUGGUUUGGGAAAGACUUAAGAUAUUAAAUCAUAAAACAGGUACUUGUUUUCAAGAAAUACAAUGGACAACCUGAAAAAAGUUUCUGACAGCUCUUGCAAUGAUGGACUUCUACUUAGAAUGGGCCUUAAUGAUAACAAAGCUGGAAUGCAGGGUUUGGAUAAGGAGAAAAUCAAUAAAAUCAUCAUGGAAGCUACCAAGGGUUCUAAAUUUUAUGAAAAUGAACUUAAGAAAGAUCAACAAGUUAACCAACGAAUUGAAAAAAUGAUGCAGCUAAAAGAGAAAAUUACAGCACAACAGCUCUUGAAAGCACAGGUGCAGGUGGACAAACUUGUGAUAGAACUGGAACAGAACCGUAACCUUAGCAGUACAAUCGUACACAUUGACAUGGAUGCCUUCUAUGCAGCUGUGGAAAUGAGAGACAAUCCAGAGCUGAAGGAAAAACCUAUAGCAGUGGGAUCAAUGAGUAUGUUGUCCACCUCAAAUUACCAUGCUAGGAGAUUCGGGGUGCGUGCAGCCAUGCCUGGAUUUAUUGCUAAAAGGCUAUGUCCCCAUCUAACUAUAGUACCACUAAACUUUGAAAAAUACGGCAAAGUGAGUAAAGAGGUUAGAGAAAUACUGGCUGAAUAUGAUCCCAAUUUUAUGCCUAUGGGCCUAGAUGAAGCCUACCUGAACAUAACAGAGCACUUGGAGGAAAGGCUGAACUGGCCUGAAGAUAGAAGAAGGUUCUUUUUUAAUACAGAAAGCACUACAGGAACAGAUAAAGAUUGUGUGAAUAUGUCUGCCAAAUUUAACGAAGGUGAAGUCUCUUCUUCACCAGUGCUGUUUGAAGACAGCACAUCUCUGAUGGAUGACGAACAUGAACAAAGAGGUCUAUCAGUGGAAAACUCAGUUCUCUUUGGAACUUCUGCAGAGGAAGUUGUGAAGGAAAUUCGCUUUAGGAUUGAGCAGAAAACUCAACUGACUGCUAGUGCAGGAAUAGCACCAAAUACAAUGUUAGCAAAAAUGUGCAGUGAUCGUAAUAAGCCUAACGGCCAAUACAGAAUUUCUCCUGAGAGACGAGCAGUGCUAGACUUCUUAAAACAUUUGCCCAUUAGAAAGGUGCCAGGUAUUGGAAAAGUAACAGAGAAGAUGUUAAAAGCACUCGGAAUUGUGACUUGCUCAGAACUUUACCAGCAGAGGGCUCUGCUUUCUCUUCUUUUUUCAGAAGUAUCUUGGCGUAAUUUCUUGGGUAUUUCCCUUGGUUUGGGCUCAACACAUUUGGAAAAGGAUGGAGAAAGAAAAAGUAUGAGCACUGAAAGAACAUUCAGUGAAAUUAACACAGCAGAAGACCAGUACAGUUUGUGUCGAGAGCUCUGCAGAGACCUUGCUCAGGAGUUACAGAAAGAGGGACUUAAGGGUAAAACUGUUACAUUGAAGCUUAAGAAUGUGAAUUUUGAAGUUAAAACCAGAGCUUCAACUGUGCUGUCUUCUGUUUCUACUGAGGAGGAAAUAUUUACUGUUGCUAAAGAUUUGUUAGGAACAGAAAUUGAUAGUGUUGCUCCUCAUCCUCUACGGAUAAGACUUAUGGGUGUACGAGUAUCAGGAUUUCUAACUGAAGAAGAAAAGAAAUACCAACAAAAAAGCAUUACAAGUUUCUUAAAAUCAGGAAAAGAAAUUGGUUACCUUAGGCUUCAGCCAGAGAAGUCCAACCAAGAGUAUUUCACAAAAAAUUCAGGAGCACCUCAUAGAGGGAGUUUUUUUGAUCAAAAGCGAGCAGCAAGACAACUAAACAGUGAGAAUAUUUCUCCAGAUGAAAGCAGAGGUAAGCAGCUCUUUCAUGAUGAGAGAUCAUCAGCAAAUAUUGUGGAAGAAACAAAGAAAGUCGCCGAUUUACCAAAUUCUAAUGUUUGUAAGAUCUUCACCUGUCCUGUGUGCUUUGAGAAACAAAGCAGCAAUAAUUUGGAAGAACUUAAUAAACACAUUGAUGAGUGCCUCAAUGGGACAUGUGUUAAAGAUACUGUGGAAAUAUCCAAGAAUGACAGUUCAAGAGAAAAUACAUCUAACUUUCUUCCACAGUUUAAAACUGAGUGGGUUGAUAAAUGUCAAAAAAAUGAAACAGAUCAAUUAUCAGGAACAGACCAGUCUGCAAGUGUAUCUGACAGCUCUACUGACAAUAGCACAGAAAAAUUUGCUCAGAUAAUACCUGAUAAAUCUCCCAGAGAACGACAGCCUAGCAAUCUCAGUGACAUUGCUAGAAAUGUGUGUAUGAAACAGUGUCUCUUCCACAAACAAAUGUCACAAGACAAUGAAGACCAUUUUGACAAGACUGAAGAUAAAGAAGGAAGUAGUUCAUCCUGUUUCUUUGAAGCCAAAGAAGACAGUGUUCUUGUUUGUCCAGUUUGUAAUUCAGAACAGAAAACCACCAAUCUUAUGUCAUUUAACAGACAUGUUGAUAUCUGCUUAAAUAAAGGCCUUAUCCAGGAGCUGACAGAAAAACAGGAUUUUCCAACUAAGACUUAUAAUAUGGAAAGCUCAAACAGAGUUUUCUCUGGAGGUUUAAGCAAAGGACAGCAAUGCACAAAUCCUUCACAAGGAACAAAAAGUGGACACAAAAAUGUGUUAGUCUCACAGUUACACAGGAAAAGAACAAGAACUCAGAGCACUAUCAAGCUCUCAUUGUUACUGAAAAUUACUUCAGUAAGAGUUGAUUGACCAGAUCUGAAGGACUCAUCAUGGUGAGAUACACAAUGACUUCACUAUUUAAAAAAUGUUUAAAAAUCUGUUGAGUGAGAGGAUUCGUCCAGGAUACUCAGACAAAUGCUGUUUCAUCUUUGGCCUUUCCAAAGGGAAUGAAAACUUUUUUACAGUUUGAAAUUGUUACCAGUGAGUAGCACUAAAUUUACUUUAAAUAAAAGGUUUCAUGGUGCAAUAAUAAUGAAUUACGUGCAAAUACAAGAUAAUGAACUUUCUCAUUGUUUAGCUAUCUUUCUCUUUUAAAUUAUUUUGUAUUGCUGAAUAAAGUGUAUUCUGUGAGUGCAUAUGUGGAAAAAGGAAUGUAAGUGCAAAUAUUUAAAAUGCUCUGUUUAGAUUUUUUUUCUGUUCACACCAAUUUGUUUAAAGACAUUUUAUUAUAAUUAAAUAUUUAUCAGACAAAUAAUUUAUUAUAACAGCAUAUUUCUUAGACGUUAUACAAACAGUGCCAAUCCCUGUAGGAAAUAUAAAUUGCUUUUUUAACUGCAAGGUCUUUUAGAGAAGUGGCUGCUGUAGAAGCAUCUAUUUUGCUGUUCAACUGUAUUGGGAUUUCCUUGCUUUUAAUCAAACAAAUGUAUACAUGGUAUGUGUUAGAUGCUCAAGCUCAGUUCAGAAUAUGCUUUCCUGUUUCCAGAAUCGCUAGAAUGAUUACACCAUCUCUACCUGCUUAUCUGUUUGUUUGUCAGAUGCCACUGUACCCACAGCUCUGUCAUUUGAAUUCGUGUCAGUGCUCCCUUAUCUUCUUUGGACCGAAUCAGCUGAACUAGUUCAAACUUUAAAUUGACUCAGUCAACUUUGUCAAACUGUGUCAGUGAGCACUCAGCAUGAGCUAUUCUGUUGACAGGCAUGGGAACUUCUCGUAGGAGAGACAUAAAAGCAACUGAGGGAACAUAAGUCUGCCAACUGCUGUUUAGAAAGUGAACACCUAUCCCUUUUAGUUUGUAUCUCUGAUUCAAUAAAGUGUAAAAUCUUAAGUAUUA
Camarhynchus parvulus is the source of this 4344-nucleotide messenger RNA. It is a transcript of the gene POLK, whose product is annotated as DNA polymerase kappa. Gene Ontology annotation, cellular component: nucleus. Lineage: Eukaryota; Metazoa; Chordata; Aves; Passeriformes; Thraupidae. Gene Ontology annotation, biological process: error-prone translesion synthesis. The record is from RefSeq and is a predicted model, not a curated record. Gene Ontology annotation, molecular function: damaged DNA binding; DNA-directed DNA polymerase activity. The coding region runs from base 695 to 3325 and encodes 876 amino acids. The transcript has 15 exons.